AUGAGAUCUACGAGGUCAUCGGCCUCCAGCAUCGCACUUCUGAUCCUCUCCAGAUUCGCCUCGACCACAGUAGCACAGUCACGACCCACAGAUGACGUCUGCUUCGUCGACGUCGGCAGCGAUACCAGCAUCGGCAAUGUCUCCUUCGACACAGUCGUAGCCGACAAACCAGUGUUCUGGGUCGCAACGGUCAAGCACGACAAUGACCGCAUAAUGACACGCCAAUUCCACCUCUUCACAGAAGAUCGGGGUUUGCGGAUAGGCUCCAACACGAGUGACUUUAAUGGAUGUGGGCUCGCCUUGUCUGGUGUGAUGAAGACCGAUCGAAAAGCAAUGCUGCCAGAAGUUGAUGGGGAAGGCGAUCCCGGCUGUGAUAUAAUACUGGGCCAGGAAUGUGCGGCUGCUGUGCUCGAGAGGGCGAGGCAGGAGCUUGAUGAUGUUCUCGGAAAUGCAACCGAUGACGCUGCUCAACAAGUGUGUGGCGAGGUGCGCGAUCGAUUAUUUGCCUCGUCUAGGCCUGAGGGUUGUGAUGUCAAUGUCUGGGCUAGUAUCUCAGAUAUGGUUCUCACCGGGCCAGAAACAGAUGUCAUCAACACGACCUAUGUGCCAGGGGAGGCAGCGGACUGUGGAGAUGAAGCACAAGUGACCGACUUGUACGAUCAGGGUCAGACAUUCGCUCUCUUCCCACUUCCAUCCUUCAAAGUGCCAGAGGACGGAACGCUGGAGGAUGCAGCUGGGUGGGUACGGACGAGCACUCCGAUGAUAUCGCUGUUCUGGGCAGCAGAUGGCUCAGCAUCGAGGCUGGGACAGCUUGACGCCUCCCUGAAUUGUGUCUCGGCGACGAACAGCAAAGAAGCUAUGCUGUCUGGUAGCGGGUCGAGUGAAAGCAGUGCGGAGAGCAGUGCAUCGAGCAGCGUUCCCUUCUCAUCUGCGUAUCUAUUGACGGGCGGUCUGGUGGCCAGUCUGCUGCACGCCCUGGCGUGGGGUUCAUGA
This is a messenger RNA of Cyphellophora attinorum, 993 nucleotides long. RefSeq lists its product as uncharacterized. The transcript has 2 exons. The record is from RefSeq and is a predicted model, not a curated record. Lineage: Eukaryota; Fungi; Ascomycota; Eurotiomycetes; Chaetothyriales; Cyphellophoraceae. The coding region runs from base 1 to 993 and encodes 330 amino acids.